Malassezia pachydermatis is the source of this 480-nucleotide messenger RNA. RefSeq lists its product as hypothetical. Lineage: Eukaryota; Fungi; Basidiomycota; Malasseziomycetes; Malasseziales; Malasseziaceae. The coding region runs from base 1 to 480 and encodes 159 amino acids. The record is from RefSeq and is a predicted model, not a curated record. The transcript has 3 exons.
AUGUCCAAUUUGCUGCCCCUGGCGGCGAAGGUGAAAGCUUCGGCUGGGUCCUCCAAAGAGGCGCGGCGGAUCUUUGAUGGCAGCAAUGAGACGUGCUGGUCGUUUGAUUUGGGCGAUCCCAGCACGUCGUCUACCAUGCAGCUCACAUGCACCUUGGCUGAGCCACGUACGAUGCUCGAGGUAGCCGAACUUCGAUGCACCUUUGCGGGUGGAUUUGCGGCGAUCCGCGUAGCUGUUCUGUUUGGCUAUGCAACCCAAGACAAAAUUUUGGAUUGGGCCCGGGUCCAAGAGGUCUUUCCCAAGGAUGGCAAUAUGAUGCAAAAGUUUGGAUGGAAUACAGAGGUAGCACAACAAGCCGUCCAAGCGAUAGGGCGGGAUAUGGAUACGCCUGUGACGCAUAUAGCUCUCUCGUUGGAAGGAAGUACGGAUGGAUUCGGUCGUGUUACUGUCUAUGAGCUAGGGAUAUGGACACAGACCUAA